Sphaerodactylus townsendi is the source of this 2865-nucleotide messenger RNA. RefSeq names its product SURP and G-patch domain containing 1 (gene SUGP1). The record is from RefSeq and is a predicted model, not a curated record. The coding region runs from base 106 to 1977 and encodes 623 amino acids. The transcript is spliced from 14 exons. Gene Ontology annotation, cellular component: nucleoplasm. Gene Ontology annotation, biological process: RNA processing. NCBI's taxonomy places the organism in Eukaryota, Metazoa, Chordata, Lepidosauria, Squamata, Sphaerodactylidae. Gene Ontology annotation, molecular function: RNA binding.
CCGUCACGGCAGAGCCUUCCCUCAAGUGGGCAACGCAGUAGGGGGAAAGGGUGGCGCGAGGUGCAUUGUGGGCCAGAGGAGAGGUGGGGUCGUUUUUGGGGAGCCAUGGACAACGGCCGCGAUGCGCCAGGGAAAGCCAGCCGGUGGUUUGGAGUCACAAUGCCCAAAUCGAUGAAGACCAACGUGAACAUUCUCCAUCAGGAGAAGCUCAUUGCCCAGAAGAAGCGCGAGAUUGAGGCCAAGAUGGCCAAACGUCAGCAACCGACCAGUCAGCAGUCAGCACAGAACAGCGAUGACGACAGCGGAGACAGCGAAGGCUGCGCUUCCAAUAAAUUUGCCAAUGACGGGAGCUUCCUCCAACAGUUCCUCAAGCUGCAGAAGGAGAAAUCUGGUAGCAAUGCUUCUUCCAGCUCUGCUGAAGCCUCAACAGUGAACUCCCCAGCUACUGGCCCCAUGAAAAAGCCCACUGUGUCCGGGAAGCGCCCCACCUUGAAUGUCAGCAGUAUGCUGAGCCAAGUCAAGAACUACACUCAUUCCAAGCAGACCCCCGUGACCAACCGCCUGAGCGUCUUUCAGUUACCAGACGAGGAGGACGAGGACGACUACGAGCAGUGGCUGGAGAUCAAAAUUUUACCCCCAGAGGAUCUGAAGACCCGCCGAGUCGUGGAGAAGCUGGCCAGGGUAGUGGCUGAAGGGGGACCGGAUCUGGAGAAGGUUGCGCUGGAAGACUGCAAGGAUAACCCGACGUUUGCAUUUUUGCACGAUAAGAACAGCAGGGAGUUUCUGUAUUACCGAAAGAAACUGGCUGAGAUGUGGAAGAAGGGCCAAGGUGUGGAGGGGACCUCUUCUCAGAAAGUUUCACCCCCAGAGGAUGAAGAUAUCAAGGACUGCGCUGAGAAGCUGGCCAGGUUCGUGGCGGAUGGGGGCCCCGUAGUUGAAAUGGUUGCCUUGAAGAACCACCGAGAGAACCAGUCCUUCAGGUUUUUGUAUGAGCCCAACAGCCCCGGCUACAAGUAUUACCGUCAGAAGCUGGAGGAGUUCCGGAAAGCCAACAACGAUGCUGAGGGCAUGCCUCCGGUACCAGAGGCCAACCUGAAGCGCAAAGCUGCCCCCGAGGUAGGGCCAUGCUCCUCUGCAGCACCGGCAGCCUUGUUAGCCAAACCGGCAGCAGCUGCAUUGAAGAAGAAGCGGAAAAGCCGGUGGGGCCCGGAAGAAGAGAAGGUCGACCUGCCCCCACCAGAGCUGGCGCAGACAGAAGACCAGUCGCCCACUCCGUUGUCAGUCCUGGAACUCCAGGGCCUCGGCUACGAGAAGGGGAGGCCGGUUGGCUUGGUGGGUGUAACGGAGCUCUCCGAUGCGCAGAAGAAACAGCUGAAGGAGCAACGAGAGAUGCAACAGAUGUACGCCAUGAUCGUGAAGCACAAGCAGGCUGUGCAGGAGAUGCAGGCCAUGUGGGAGAAGACGGUCAGGGACCACCAGCACGGCUACGACAGCGAUGAGGAGGUGGACUCGGAGCUCGGCACGUGGGAGCACCAGCUGCGGCGCAUGGAGAUGGACAAGACGCGUGAGUGGGCUGAGCAGCUGACUCAGAUGGGCCGGGGGAAGCACUUCAUUGGAGAUUUCCUGCCACCAGACGAGCUGGAGAAGUUCAUGGAGACCUUUAAAGCACUGAAGGAGGGCCGUGAGCCUGACUAUUCAGAAUACAAGGAGUUCAAGCUGACAGUGGAGAACAUCGGCUACCAGAUGCUGAUGAAAAUGGGCUGGAAGGAAGGGGACGGUCUCGGGUCGGAUGGCCAAGGCAUCAAGAACCCCGUCAACAAGGGAGUGACGGCCGUGGACGGGGCUGGAUUUGGCAUUGACCGUCCUGCUGACCUGAGCAAAGAGGACGACGAGUAUGAAGCAUUCCGCAAGAGGAUGAUGCUGGCCUACAGGUUCCGGCCCAACCCCCUGAACAACCCCAGACGUCCUUACUAUUGACUUGGCGCUGCUCUUUUCCCCUCUGAGCGGUGGUUUGUUUGUACUGUGAGAUGUUAACGAAGUAAAUCUCUUCCUCCUGCAUCCCUUUUCUUUCGUGUUAAAAAAUGUUCUGUUUUAAUAUAUAUCCCAAGCCCCGUCUUGCCUCCCAGCCAAGAGUGUCAGACCUGAUUUUAGUGGGGUGGAUUUGGUUUAGGAUUUUUUUUAAAAAAAUUUUUUUGUCUAAUGAGCUUACCUGAGGUAGGAGAGGGGGCAAGACCGGAACCUCAGAUGAAUCCAGAGAAAGAGGAAAGGGACAGACGGCCACCCCAGAUACUUCCCGGACUUGAGUGUGGAUGAACAUCUGUGGCCAUAUGAGUGUGGUGGACUGGGUGGAAAUUCAGCAAGACCAGGUGGCAGGAAUACAAUCCCCGAGUCUUGCAGGCUCCUUUGAGAUGCUUAGUUUUAUCCAGUACGAAAAAAGAUCCUUCAGGGGCCAAGGAAGUGCCAAAAGACUGUUGAAAUGGCCACUUCCUUUGUCGGAGGAGGACAGUCACCCUUUUCUCACCCCCUCCCCAGGAGAAAUAAAUUUCAAUCCAGCAAUUGGAACUGAACAGCACCCAGGAUCCUGUGGCUGAGUCCCUGUGUCUGUCCUGUUUGACCACAAGGGGUUGGGUUCCUUCCUCAAACAGCAGUGGAAAACCUUCCUCUCUUUCUCCCAGAAACUUUCUCCCAGCAGCAAGACACAGUAUUCGGUUGAUAUCCUGCCCCCUUCUCUGCCCCAAAAGUACAAAGCAAAUUGUGCCACUUUUAGUCAUUUUUUUUCAGGGCAGUUGUUUUCCUUUGUUUAAUCCUGCAGAGUUGUAGAGUUGACGCUUUUGUCUUGGCAACUGAAUAAAGCUGCAAAAAGCU